This is a messenger RNA of Strongyloides ratti, 1065 nucleotides long. Its product is annotated as Protein UBASH3A homolog. The transcript has a single exon. The record is from RefSeq and is a predicted model, not a curated record. Lineage: Eukaryota; Metazoa; Nematoda; Chromadorea; Rhabditida; Strongyloididae. The coding region runs from base 1 to 1065 and encodes 354 amino acids.
AUGGUAGAAAAAACCGGAAAAUCUCAUCUCUGCUCCACGUAUUCUACUUGUGCUUGCACUUUUCCUAAUCAUAGAAAUAAUUGUGUUAUAUGGAAUGACACUAUCUUUGACAAAGAAAUUGAAAAUUUUAAUGAAGGAUUAAAAACUCCUGUUUCCAUUAGAAGUUCAACUCAAUCAAUUAAUGUAGAAGAUAGAUUUAUUAAAAAUAAAAAAAUAAGAGAGAAACGUUCUGAGUCAUUUCCUCCAAGACGUUUUAUUUUUAUCAGGCAUGGUGAAAGACUUGAUUAUGUCUUUCCAGAAUGGUUUGAAAAGAUGGUAACAACUAAGAAAUAUGUUCUUACUGAUCUUAAUCAACCAGAUUCAUUACGUCACUUCAAUAGAAGUUUAGAGGAAUUUAAACUAGAUACACCAUUAACUAAUACUGGGAGUAUUAUGUCACAAUUAAUUGGUAAAAAUUUACAUGAAAAUAAUCUUGUUCCAGAUUUUAUUUAUUGUUCUCCAGCUUUAAGAUGCAUUCAAACAGCAUCUUUAAUAUGUAUAGGGGCGGAAUCAAAAACAUUAAUUAGAAUAGAACCAGGAUUAUAUGAAGAAAAUAUAUGGGUUGGUAACUGUAAUAAUAUUUCACCUUGUAUGACAAUGGAACAAUUAACAAGAUCAUCAAUUUACGGAAUCGAUUAUGACUAUAAACCAUUUAUACAAAUUAAUGAUCUUUUUUCUAAACCAGAAGACUACAAUGAAUAUAAUGCAAGAAUACAAAUGACAAUUGAUAACUUAAUAAAAAAUCAUGAUAAAGAUAAUUCUAAAAAAAAUAAAACAUUUUUAAUUGUUGGUCAUGCCUCCACCGUAGAUGUGGCAAUUGGUUAUUUUUCUUAUCCUAAACGUAAAAUUUCAAGAGAAGAAGGAAAAGAUAUCACAAAAUAUAUUCCAUAUCAUGGAGGUGUAACACUUGAAAGAAAUAAAAAUGGUGAUUGGGAAAAAAAUUUCCAAAGUUUAAAGUGUUAUUCAAUGUACAAAUUUGACAAUACUUGUGAUACUAAAUUUAUUCUACGAGAUAUCAUCAGAUGA